Messenger RNA from Closterium sp. NIES-67, 5182 nucleotides. The record is from the annotation of a GenBank genome assembly. Lineage: Eukaryota; Viridiplantae; Streptophyta; Zygnematophyceae; Desmidiales; Closteriaceae.
CCUUGACACAGUUAGUUGCCUCCUUAGUUCACGGUUCUCAGAAUGCAAGCUUAGUAGUUGCUGCUGCUGCUGCUACUCACAGUUUCUUUCCGUAAAGUACUUGCGUGCUGGAUGCGAUUCUCUGAUUACCUCCAUUCUGUGACUUCAUAACCCACGUAACUCGACGCUGUCAUAUUCCCUAAUGUAAUGCCUUCACCUGGCUCCUUAUACCGUUAGUAUCGAUAACAUUUUAUAGAAUCUAGCGCGCAACAGCUAACAGCUACUCUCACCAGCAAUUUUCUGCCGUCUUCUGUUCACAGCCGUUGAUAUGCACAUGUUUUUCUUCCUGUACCCGUUUGUACGCGUUUCAAUAAGGUGCAUUUAACCCCGAGGACUGUACCCCGUUUGUUUUUCCCCGAUGUCCACGGAAACGGCGCGACAUUCGGGUCGAGAGACGGAAGAAGGAGCGAGUAGCCUUUCUAUUUCGUCGAGCAUGAGAGACGGCGAUAAAGCGACAGAUGAUGACGUGGCGAGUUCUAAUUUGCGACGGAAGUCGGCAUCGUUUAGUGGGACAGACUCCCUCCGAGUACUCAGCUCAGGCCACCACGUAGCAGGACACGUGGCAGGACACGAGACAGGACACGUGGCAGCAUUACCAGGAACUGCGGCUGGUUUUGAAUCACGUGACCCGUGGACUAUGGCUGAUGCCAUGACCGUUAUCUCCGAAUGCUCCGUAGGGGACGACGCGACUGCUUGCGAUGCUAAUGCGGCCGCUGAUGCUACUGAUGCUGCUGCUGCUGAUGGUGAAGCGGGUGCUGCUGCUGCUGCUGCUGCUGCUGAUGCGGCUUCUGGUGCUGCUGCUGGUACUGAUGACGAAGCAGCAGCUGCUGUGGUCGCAACUGACGAUCCCGAUCGGCGAAACGGCAACACCGUAGCUGGUACCAACAGCGGGGCUACAUCCGUGUCAGAUCGGGGUCCAGUCCACGUCAGCAACGCGUGUCACCGUAGCCUAACUGCCAGCCUUCGACCGCCAAGCCCGGCCACAGGUACUGCUAGUAGCAGUAUUUCUGUAGGGUCCAAUGGGAGUAGCUCUGUAGAAUCUAACAGCUCAGUCAACCGGUCCGCGUUGACUAUAGGAGCUCCGGACGUUACACGCUCCGCAGACAGCCCUGCCGCCCUAACAUGCAACCACAUUUCGCCAGAGCCGCACCUCGUCGCCAGUUCCUCUCCCGCGCGUACUAGUAGUAACACUCACCCGCCCUUCGCUCCUAGUGCGGUAACGACGUCAGGAAGCCUUCGCCCAGCAAAGCCUGUGCGUAACCUUAGCCCAUUGACGAAACCGGGUAACCCUAUGUCACCUGUUCCACCAGUUACUCCGGACAAGUCCCAAAGUCCUGUAGUGACUGGUGACCCCCUGGCCAGCAGUAGCCCCAUGCACACACAGAGCUGCGGAAACGGCUCCACACUUGCGCCAGAACCUUCCGCCGAUUCCCCUUCCUCCGCCCUCAAACCCUCUCACUCCCCCUCCGCCUCCGCUUCCGCUUCCGCUUCCACGUCCGCAUCGGCCUGUGCCCCCGCGCCUGCUCCCCCCGCCCGGAACGGCCUCGUCCUCCCCGGGCGCGCUUCCCUGGACACCCUCCAAUCCUCCCCCGCACCCCCGCUCGCGCUGGCGAACCCCCGCCGAGUUUCCGCGCGGAGAAGCGCGAGCGGUGGAGAAAGCUCGGGGCUGUCCCUGAUCAACCGCCGAACCGCAGCAGCUGGCUCGGGAAGAGGCUUGGCAAGCAGGCGCGAGCUACCGGGGCUGAACAGGCCCGGGAGAGGAGUGGGGGGGAUAAAAUUAGACAUGGGCGCGCUUCAGCGGAGCAGGGGGGAGCGGGAUUUCGCGCGGGAGGCGCAGGAGGCGCAGGCCAGGCGGGAUAAAUUUGCGUUUUUCGAAAAGGAUUGUAGCCGAGUGUUGGAGCAUGUGUAUGUGGGGAGCGACUUUGUAGCGAGAAGCAGGGAGGUUCUUAAGGAGGCUGGGAUCACGCACGUGCUGAACUGCGUGGGGUUUGUGUGUCCGGAGUAUUUCCCAGAGGAGAUUAAGUACAAGACCCUUUGGCUGCAGGACAACACGGGCGAGGACCUGGUGUGCGUCUUAUAUGACGUGUUUGACUACAUCGAGUCGGUGCGGGAGGCCAGCGGGCGGGUGUUCAUCCACUGCUGCCAGGGCAUCAGCCGCUCCACCUCUCUUGUCAUCGCCUACCUCAUGUGGCUCGAGGCCCUUCCCUUCGGCGAUGCGUUCAAACGCGUGAAAGCCCUAAGAGCUGUCGCCAACCCCAACAUGGGGUUCGCGUGCCAGCUGCUGCAGUGGCAGAAGCGCAUCCUGCCCCCCUCCGCUCUUGAUCCGCCUGCUGAGCCUGACCCCCCUGCUCCCGCUGCUGUUACUUCUCGUGGUGCCGGUGCUGCUGAGGUGGCAGGGGCAGAAGCAGCAGCAGCAGCAGGAGGAGGGGUGGUUGAAGCAGCAGCAGCAGCAGCAGCAGGAGGAGGAGGAGGAGCAGGAGGAGGAGGAGGAGCAGCAGCAGCAGCGGCAGCAGGAGGACCAGUGCUGGCAGCAACGGCAGCAGGUGGUGCUGCAUAUACGGCAGUGGGGCGCCAAGCAUCAGCAGCAUUACCGCAGCGUGCACAGAAACAACCAACACGACCAUUGGCAGCAGAAUCAGCACCGAUAGCGUCACCAGCAGUGGCGUCAGCGGGACCAGGGGCGGCAGGGGUGGCAUCAGGGGGACCAGGGUCGGCAUCAGGGGUGGCGUCAGAGGCGGCAGAAGCGGCAUCAGGGGCGGCAGAGGCGGCAUCAGGGGCGGCAGGCAGCUGUCACAUGUACCGCAUGGCGCCGCACUCCCCGUACGACGCGCUUCACUUGGUGCCCAAGAUCACUGCCUUCUCCAGGCACUCCCUCGACCCGCGAGGGGCCUUCAUCGUGCAGAUACGGACGAAAGUGUACUGCUGGCGGGGCCAGGAGUGCCACCCUCUCAUGGCCAAACAGGCCCUCACUGCCGCCGCCCAGAUCAUCAAGUACGAACGGCUGGGGGAGGUGGUAUCUACUGCAGCCGGGGAGGUGAUACCUGCAGCUGGGGAGGCGGUAUCUGCAGCGGCAUAUGGGUCUGGGAAGGUGGCACCUGGGGAAGGUGGGCAGUGCGAGCAGGAAUCACAGGUGCUGAGUGAAGCGGAACGGAUAAAAGAGCUGCAAGACUCGCAGUGGCAGGAGCAGGAGCAACCGCAACAACAACAACAACAACUAGAGCACCCACAGCCACAGCCACAGCCACAGCCACAGCCACCAACGUCACACUUGCUAUUGGCACAAGCACCAUCGCCUCCAUCCGUCCCUAUCCUCAUUCUGGAAGGGAGAGAGCCCCCCGAGGUACUAGCAGAACUGGAUGCAGCCGACGCAGCAGCAGCAGCAGUGGCAGCAGCAGGGGGAGGAGAGGGAGGGGGGAGAGACGCUAUGGGGGGGACGACCCAGGCAGAGCUUGAUGCUCACAUGCAGGCUGUCAGGAAACAGGGGCUGACGUACCUCGGGCAGGACGCAAAUCUUUUGAGCUGCCCGGUGCAUGGGAAAGGGUCACCGCUGAGCAGAGGAACUGGAGGGAGAGAGGCGGAAAACGGGUGUGCUAGUAGCAGUGGGGAGGAUAAAGUGGGAUGUGAUAUUAAAGGGGGGCGUGAUAGGUGUGGGGCUCCUGGAAACAGCCAAGCAGCGGAUCAGGGCAUGAGAGAAGGAAGAGGAUGUGAUAAUAUUGGAGGGGACAGAGGUAGGAGAGGCAGAGGGGAGGAAGCAGCUAGAGAGGAGGAAUCAGCUAGAGGAAAGGGAACAGAGAGAGGGGAGGAAGCGCCUGAGCCCAUUGUUGCUGGGCCAGUUAAGGGCAGAGGGAGCAGAGAAGAGCUGUCUGUAGGUAAUGGGGACGGGAGUGAACCAGGGAGAGUUGGAGUGGGGCUGGGUGGUGAGAGGGCGAGAGAGGCGUCAACGAAAGGAGGAGCUGGUUUAAGAGAAAGUGGUGGCUCGAGCAGCAGCAGCAGCAGCAGCAGCAGCAGCAGCAGCAGCAGCAGCAGCAGCAGCAGCAGCAGCAGCAGCGCCACCACCACUACCGUCAGCACCACCACCCCGACUGCCCCCAUCACCACGACUACCAGCACUGCCACUACCACCGCCACUACCAGCGCAAGCUGCGCAACCAGCAUCAGCAUCAGCAGCAGCAUCAGAAAUCGAAUGCUACCUUUCUCCCGCACCCCCUCCUCGUCCUCCACCUCCGCCCCAUCCUCCCCUCCCCCCACCUCCCCGCCUCCCCCCUCCUUCAACCCUCCCCCCAAACCCGACUACGACUCCGAUUUUGAAUACUUCCAAAAAGCCGUCAUGGGCGGCACGCCGCGUCCUGUAGCGGGCUUCGUGUCCCCCUCUUCGAAGAUUCUCCCGCACAAGGGGCGGGGGUGGGUGACAGAGGAGGUGCUAUGCAGCAUGAGUCUGCUGCACGACCCCUACACGUUGCUGUAUGACCCGUGCGCCGUGCUGCUGGGAAGGCAGAGCUCGAGGGAGUGGCCUGCUGCGUGGAAGCCUCGGCACCAGCACUUCCCUGUGCUGCCUAAGAAGAGCGCGAGUGUGGCUGAGACAGGGGCGGAGGGUAGGGAAUGAGUUUGGAGUGGCUGCUGCAUGGUUCUUGAGCUCGAGAAAACUGUUCGCUGCGUGGAAGCCCUGGCACCAGCACUUCCUGGUGCUGCCUAAGGCGGUUCUUCUAGAGGCGCCUCAGAAGCCCCGGCACCAGCACUUCCUGGUGCUGCCUAAGAAGAGCAUGAGCGUCGCUGGGGCAGAGGGAGUUGGGGAGCCAGAGUGUUGGCGAGUUGGGGGGAGGGGAGGUGGGGAAGGAAUGACUUUCAGACUUGUGCCAAAAAAUCCCUCACCACCAGCACUUUCCGGUUCUGCCUUCGACGAGCCAGAGUGUUGUAGGGUGCGUGGGGUGUGUGUGGUGGGUUGGGAGAAGGGGAGGAUCAGGAGGCUCAAGCGUGGACGGACUUGUGUGCUGUAAGACCAGCCCCAUUAAUUGCUGUGGCGAAAACCAACACCAAGUUCUGAUGGGAUAUUGCUAACUUCUUGCUUGCGUGCAAAAGAGCUGUAGUAAAACCUCUUCUUUCAUUAUCCAAGUUUCAACCACAGUAAGAUGCACUGGCUCAUUUC